AUGGCGUUAUUAAGGCUACACUCCUGUAGACUGACUCCGCUCCGUGCUCCAGCUGUACCGUCCUGUAGGUGUAAGUCAUCCAGUCCGGGUCUUACAGCCGCCCGGUCCUCUCCACUGAACUCCAACCCCCGCGCUCUCUAUCAGCAUCUCAUUCCUGUCUCAAUAUGUCUCAAGAUGGCGGCCAAUGCAGGAUCGAUGUUUCAAUAUUGGAAGCGCUUUGACUUACAACAACUACAGAAAGAGCUAGACGCCACCGCCACACAGCUUGCCAACAGACAGGACGAGAGCGAACAGUCCCGGAAGAAACUAAUCGACCUGAGCCGCGAGUUCAAGAAGAGCACACCGGAGGAUUUUCGGAAACAGGUUGCCCCAUUGCUCAAGAGCUUCCAAGGAGAGAUCGAUGCAUUAAGCAAGAGAAGUAAAGAAGCUGAGGCAGCCUUCUUGAACGUGUACAAGAAAAUAAUAGAUGUGCCAGAUCCUGUACCUGUGCUGGAGCUGGCUCAGCAGCUGCAGCUGAAGCUCCAGAGGAUGCACGACAUUGAGACAGAGAACAGCAAACUUCGAGAGACACUGGAGGACUACAACAAAGAGUUUGCAGAGGUCAAAAACCAAGAGGUGACCAUAAAGGCCUUGAAGGAGAAAAUCCGAGAGUACGAGCAGUCUCUGAAGAAUCAGGCGGAGAACCUGGCCCAGGAAAAGCAGCUCCAGCUACACAACGACUAUGCAGAGAAGGAGAGGAAACUCCAGGAGAGUCAGGACUCCAUGUCCUCAAGGUUGGAAGAGGCCGAACACAAGGCCCAGUCCCUACAGACAGCACUUGAAACAACUCAGGCCGAGCUCUUUGAUUUGAAGACAAAGUACGACGAGGAAUCUACAGCAAAGGCCGACGAGAUUGAGAUGGUGAUGACUGACCUCGAAAGGGCAAAUCAGCGAGCAGAAGCGUCUCAGAGAGAGACAGAGUCACUCAGAGAGCAGCUGUCCUCGAGCAGCCAAUCGCAGCCGCUCAGCAGCCCCGCCAAGGCCGCCGACCCCGACACGGAACAGGCUUCAGAGGGGGCAUCCCUCUCAAAUCUGGAGGCGGAGCUCAGGGCCAAAGAAAGGGAGACCGCCCAGCUGGUGGAGGACGUCCAGAGACUGCAGGCCAGCCUGACCAAACUCCGAGAGACCACCAGCUCCCAGAUCGCCCAGCUGGAGCAGCAGCUCAGCACUAAGACCGCCACUCUCAAGGAACUGGAGGAGAAACUGCAGAAUCAAGCAGACUACGAGGAGGUGAAGAAGGAGCUGAGUAUCCUCAAGUCUAUGGAGUUCGGAACAUCUGACUCUGUGCAGGACUCUUCCAAACCUCUGGAGGUGCUGUUGCUGGAGAGAAACCGUAGUCUUCAAUCUGAGAGCGCUGCUCUGCGCAUCGCCAACACCGAGCUUAGCGGGUCAGCCAGGCGAAAAGGGACAGAAGAGUCCGAAAUGAAGGAGGAGACCAUACCCAGCGACCCCUCUUCCUCGCCCCCUCCUCCUCCCCCCUCUCUCCCUUCCUCCUCCCAGCUCCCCCUGCCUCGCACUCACACAGAUCCCCACAACACUGCCACCAACACCAGCAGCGGGGAAGCGCACCCUUUCACUCCUACGGGCAUUGGCCAGGACUUCUACUCCCCUGUGUUCCCACUGGUGGGGGGUAAGAUGGCUUUGAACUCUCUGAUACAGCGGCAGCUGCUCCAGACCUUCUACUCCAAAGCCUUGCAGGAGUCAUCUGGAAUCCCCAGUGGAGCUCUACUGUUCACUCCCUUCACCCCCACCCUCAGCUCCAUCCCUACCUCCACCCCUGGCUCUGGGUCUGCUGCAAUCCCUCUGGCUGCUAGCAGCCCCCAGCCGCCCCCAGCCAGCCCAGACAUGGUUCCUGUCAACGGGAGCAGCACGGCCGGCAGUGCCCCUUCCCCAUCGCCCAGCCACUCUGAUGCCACCACAGGAAGUAUUUUGGACGGGGAGGAUAUGGACACAGCAGAGAUCGCCCGGCAGGUUAAAGAGCAGCUGAUCAAGCACAACAUUGGUCAGCGUGUGUUUGGCCACUACGUGCUGGGUCUCUCCCAGGGUUCUGUCAGUGAGAUCCUGGCCCGACCGAAGCCGUGGAACAAGCUAACCAUCCGGGGGAAGGAGCCCUUCCACAAGAUGAGGCAGUUCCUCGCUGACGAGCAGAACAUCCUUGCUCUGCGCAGCAUCCAGGGACGCCAGAGAGAGGGCUCAGGCCAGCCCCAGCUUAGCCGAGUGUUUCAGGAUGUCCCGAAGCGGAGAGCCCUCUCCAAUAAAGCUUCACACACAGGUAACAUUACCGCCCGUGUCCGCACCCCAGAGGCAGGUUCAGAUGAGGCUAUCAAGUCCAUCCUGGAACAGGCCAAGAGAGAGCUGCAGGUGCAGAAAGCUGACUUGUCUCAUGCCCAACCCUCGUACACAGGACUGAAAGGAGGGGGUGGAGGUGGGUUAGGAGGCGGAGGGGGCAGCGGAUCAGAUGAAGCCAUCCGCUCCAUCCUAGAGCAAGCCCGCAGAGAGAUGGAGGCCCAACAGGCCGCACUGGAGCCCAUACUUAAAGCCUCGUCUUCUUCCUCUAGUUCAUCGCUAUCUCAGAGGGACUUCUUAAGCUCCUCACUCACCGCUCCUCUCCCCCCUUACAACCCCUUGGCCCUCUCCCUCAAGAAGCCCCAUAGCUCCUUCCUGUCCUCACCCUCGUCCCCAUCUCCUAUCCUGGACUUCAGCUCCAGCAUUAAGCGAGAGGGCCGAGGUUCUUCAGGAAUGGACUUGUCUACUGACGGAGGAAUCCGGCUGGGUCGUAGCUCAGAGAGUUCGAACCGCUCCGGAAGCUCUGGAGGGGUAGGUUACUGGAGGGAGCAGUGGUGGAGCAACAUGCAUACGGACCCCCGCAGGGGUGUAAGCAGCCAAACGGGAGAAGAGAACCACAACCAGGAGGACUCCAAAGAGGGAAUAUUGAGUGACAGUCUGUCUCGACACAAACCGUGGAACAAGUUGAACCAGAGGAGCCGAGAGCCGUACCUCCGCAUGCAGCCGUGGCUCAAUGGAGACCAGGGGCAAAUCGCACACAUCCAGCAAGCUCCCAACCAAGAAGGUACACCGAAGACAUCGGCGAGCUGCAGCCCCGCACCAGAGUCUCCCCUCAGUUCAGCUGAGGAGUCCAUCAACGGUCUUGCAGGGGAUCCGCUCGCCUCACAGUCCUCAAGUCUCAAACCGCUGUCUGAGGAUCCCUCCGGUGGGGAGUCUCAGCCUGGCACCCCGCUGCCUCUGCCUGGUCAUUCAGGGCUCAGCAUCCAGGAAAUGGUUGCAAUGUCUCCUGAGCUUGAUACUUACGCCAUCACCAAGAAGGUUAAGGAGGUUCUGACUGAUAACAACCUUGGCCAACGUCUGUUUGGGGAGACUAUCCUGGGUCUGACUCAGGGUUCUGUCUCAGACCUGCUGGCCAGGCCCAAACCCUGGCACAAGCUCAGCCUGAAGGGCAGAGAGCCCUUUGUCCGCAUGCAGCUCUGGCUCCAGGACCCACACAGUGUGGAGAAACUCAUGGACAUGAAACGCCUGGAGAAGAAAGCUUACAUGAAGAGGCGGCUCAGCUCCCUGAGUGAUGGCCAUCCUGUUGACACGGGAUUAGUGGGGCAAGAUUACCUCCAGGGCUCCCAAAGUCCAGGACAGCAGCACCUGAAGAAGCCCAGGGUGGUGCUAGGCCCUGAGGAGAAGGAGGCCCUGAAGAGGGCCUACCAGCAGAAGCCCUAUCCCUCCCCCAAAACCAUCGAGGAGCUGGCCUCCCAGCUCAACCUGAAGACCAGUACUGUCAUCAACUGGUUCCAUAAUUACAGGUCACGUAUUCGGCGAGAGCUCUUCAUAGAGGAGAUCCAGGCAGCUGGAGGAAUGGGGCCCGGCAGCGAUGGGGGCUCCCCUUCCCUCCGAGGGUCCAAAUCAGGAGAGGGGGACAGCUGUGAUGGGACAGAAUCUGAGGGCACAGUGGAGACACGCCAAGGACUGGGCAUGGGCCUGGAGGAUCAUAGAGGAGCAUGCAAAGACCACGACAUGGAGGCUGAGUCUGAGGCAGGGGGCUCUAAUAACUCCCCUGCCCAGCUAGACUGCACCACCUCAAGCUUAGCCGGGCCAGGCUCCAGCUGUGGACAGGGUGGACUGGGGCUCUUCAGCCUCACUGAGGCUUCCUCCAGUAGCUCUGCCUCAAGUACAAACAUCCCAGCCUCUGGCCCUGCCAGAAACCCCAGGGACAACAAUCUGCGCAAGAAGAAAGCAGCCAAUCUGAAUAACAUCAUCCACAGGCUGGAGAAGGCUGCCAGCAAAGAGGAUCCCUCAGAGUGGGAGUUCUAGCUCCCCCUGACCAUCCCUCAUCCCUCUUGUCUCAUAACCUCACGACCUCUAACCUUGGACCCCUCCUGCUCUGUUCCAGUUGGAGAGUGGACACAGCCAAAGUCAAGCUCAGCAGCCAUUUUUAUUACAUAGAAGCUUUCCCAAAAGUGGAAAGAAACAAAGAGUGGUUGGCAAAACCCUUAAAAAGAAGAUUUACUGAAUACCUAGAAGAACAAAAUAAGAGAACCUAUGUGUCUCUCCUUUUUUUUUUAAACUGAGUUUUGUUUUUGUACUGAGAAAAGCACUUAGCCGUCCUGCUGGCCUCCGGCCCUGCUGUACCUCCCCCCUAUCACCAGCCACUGGUGCACCAGACUGGUUAGUCCUGAGCUGGGGUCUGACCCACAGCUGGGCUUGAAACCUGGACUCAGAAACACAGGCAAGGCCUGACACAGCAGCUGUCACAGUGAUAGACACUGAUAGAUGAUAGAUAGAGACAGGAACUCUCUUACAAGAACUCUCACUUUCUUAAAGGAGAUUUUUUCCGCUCUUCUUCUCACCUCCCAAGUGUCCACAGACCUCCCCUCACUCAGUGAGACGCCUCAUUUUUCACACUGUAGAGUGACUGUUACAAACCCUUUGCCUUUUUCACUCACUGCGUGUGUGUGCGUGUGUUUUUGUAUGUUAGGGGUUGUGUCAGUGUGCACCUGUCUGCGUGUGUACACACACCCAAAAUUGGUGUGUGUAUGUAUGUGUGUUCUCUUCUCAAUGGCAGCAUGUUUUCUUUUUUAUCUCACUCCUACACACUUAAGAGGGUAGUGGAAAGCCUGCCGGCUGAGCUGCCAUGGUUACUGAUGUAAGAAAGAUGAACUUUGACCUGUUGUGUCCCAUAUCCUAUCCUGCUGACAGCCAUGUGAUGGCCAGAAGGAUCUCUUAAUUCCUUACAAACACACGCACUCAUCUGAAGAGGAAGGAAGGAAGGAAGGAACCCUCUUUUUGCCUCCUUAAACCCUUCUUUUAAGGAUGAAGGAUGAUCUCUUUUUUCAUAUUGCAAUUUGGUUGCCAAUAAGAGAUUGCACAGUCUAUUGACUCUAAAGAGUACAAAUAGGGAAUUUUAGGAAAUUUUUAAUUAGUCAAAACUAAGAGCAGAAAAUAAAAUAACAUGUUACUGUUUUUAAAAAAGAGAAACAAAUUAGAACAGAGAACUGUUGCAUUGUUGAAAUACGAUACGAUGAAUUCACGUAGUACUGUAGUUGUCUGACAUGGUGAUACUUUACGUGUCUCUCGUUGUUUUCAGGUUGUGAACGUCACAGCUUUCACCCAGCACUGGACCUGCUGGGUGUGUGUGUGUGCGUGCGGGAGUGUGUGUGUGUGUCUGCACCACUGACAAAUUUUCUCUGUUCACAAACACACGUCUUUUUAUAGGCCAAAUCAGGAAGUGUGUGUGUACAUGUGUGUGUGUGUGUGUGCGCGUUUAGUGUGUGUUUGUAUUUGCCUGCAUGCAAGUCAGGGUCGAGGUCAAUUCACUCAUUUGUAAGAAGCAGAUUAUUAAUAAUGACUGAAGAAGUAGGUUCUAGUGAAUACUUGCAAUGUAUAGCUCUUGGUAAUCUGUACUUCCUGGUGGUUGCCGUCAAAGUGAAUUCACCCCAACCCUGGUGUGAGUAGUUACCACUCUCCUCCAGUCUCUCCUGUAUCCAGGGAUGUAAGUCUUUUUGCAUUGAAUUCUACUGUAAACACUACAAAUUCUAAGGCAUAUCACCUCCUCCCUGUCCCACACAAGCCCUCAGUGCCUGUCAGCCUACUGCCUCCCCUUUGUGUGUGUGUGUGUGUGCGUGCGUGUGUAUUUGUUUGUUUGUGUGUGUGUGUGUGUGUGUGUGUGUGUGUCUGCAUGGGUGCAUGUACACACACGCCUGUCAAUACAUGCGUGUGCACAAAUGUGUGUGUGUGUGCGAUUGAGGAGUGUUCAGUGUUUCCAAUGAGUGGGGUCAUAUUUCGUAUCUACUUGCACACACUACUAGUGCACAACUGACACCCUUCUUUAAGCUGUUUGAUGCGUUACCAUUACAUUAAUCUUCUCACAAAGUAGUGUAAUACUAUGAUUUACUGUAGCUUGGUUUUAUUGCUAUUUUGCAUUUAUAGUUUGGUUUUUAUUCUGCUUAUUUAUAGGUGCUGUAUUUUUCAUUUAAUGUCUUAUCAUUUGAGUUGUCUAUUUUUUAAGGGAUUAUACUGUUCCUGAGGGCAAGUAACAUUUUUAUUAGACGUAUAGACUGCCGGCAGUAUUGGUUAAUAUUUACAAAGAUGUACUAGUUCUCAUUUGUUUGUAUAUUCAUGAAUCCUAAAGUUUAGUGUCAUUUCAAUAGCUUUGAAAAAUGUGUUUGCUACAGUUCAUGCUCCCGUAAGCAUUAAGCUUUUACCACAACAGUUAUGCUCUUAAAUUGCUAGCUAGUGAAUCAAAGGACAUAUCAUGAUCAGUGAAUAUAUUAUAGCAUAUCUCUUUUCCUGUUUUCUCUUCUCCAAUAAUGUUUUAUUCUCGGGCAAGCCCAACACUACCGCUCGACAGGGCACGCAGCUUUCUUUGGAUAGAGUUCGCCCCACUCGUUUAUCAGGUCAUUAACAAGUCCAAGUGUAUACACUUUGUCAAAUAGGUCAAAUGAAAUUACCUAAACAUGAGAUCACAUGUUAAACUUGAAAGAGGUCAUAUCUGCCAAAUUGAGAUUAGAGAAGUGUACCCGCGAGCAGGUGUGUGCUACGCCACAUUGAACAGAAAGCCAGCCUAUGAUUAUGCAGAAUUUCUAUAGCAGUCCGUGACAAAGCACUUAUUAUUAGGAUCGUUUUUAAAGACGUACCUCGGACAGGGUCUGUAAACACUACAACAGAGUACCAUCCCGGGAUCCUGGGAAAUGUACAUUAUGCCUUUUUUAAAAGUGGUUGUGAACCAAGCACAGACUCUCAUCUGCACCCUAACACUAAAAUUCAAACAAAAUAAUGCUCUGCCCUCAUUUUCUACAUUAGAACUGUAUUCUAAUACAGCAGCCCCUUUACUCAAACUGCACCUAACUGUGUGACAGAACGGCCCAUCGGCUUGUACAGUUGUAGAUACUAUGAGUAAACACCUGCUUUGGUUUCUAUCCAAAAUCUCUAGAGUCAAAUCCUAAAGCCUCCCCUCUCCUUGAUUGUACAUGUUGAUAUAUUGGCAGCCUGUCACAGAAACUGAUAACCCCAUUGCACUGCAUUAAGAUGCAUUAGCCAAAAUUGGAUUUUCUAAUGGAUCUAAUAAUUGUAAAAUUCCACAAACAUUGGCUCUUCCUGCAGACGACUGAUGUGAGACAUCCGUCUUCUGCAAAUACCGAAGGCUUAUAGCCUUCUGUCGGACUGCUCAGACUGGACAACCACAGUAUGUUUCAUGGUGAUGAAUAGCUACUGUAAAGUAUAAGCACUUAACCCAUUACCCGUUUUAUAGCCAGAUCCAUCAACCCACCCAAACCAUGUGAGAUCAUCAGAUUUGUGCCUUUAACUGCCAAGCAGGGCACCAAACUAGUGAUGUCAUUAGAUGUAGACGAUUUCACCUGAUUUGUUCAUAAUGUCUCCACACCUUGAUCCAAAUUAAUUUCUCACACACUUCAUGUUGGUACUUUAAAUUCUCAGCUCUCUGGAGAGGGUUGUGUAUAAUUGCUGGAGUGCAGUGAAAGCGUAAAAAAAGAAAAAAAAAAGAGGAACCUAGAAAGAAGAAAAAUGGAACUUGUGUAUUUUCAUGACCGACCUGCAGACACAUUUUUCUGUCGGGGUCUUUUUUAGACAGUUGUUUUCCCACAAUGCAUUUCUUCCGUUGUACAUAAACCUAACUAGCAGCGAAAGGCCAGAGCAUUGAAUGAAGGAGGAAGCAUGCAGAAACAGCGUACACUGUAAUAACACUGAAUUUAUUCAUAGGGCAUUUUGUAUUUUUCUGUUUGUGUCAGGUUUGCUGUGACAUUAAUAACGGCACUACAGGUAUUGAUAAUGACGUGUGCCAAUUCUAAUGGUUAUUUGGGAAAAGAGAUGUGUAAAUACAGUCGAUCAAGUAGCUAUUGACUCACUAUUGUCACAGUAUGCUUUUAUUUUGAAGGCAGGAGGAGAGAAGGGACGAUUCAGGACUUUUCCAUGAUCCACAGAUAUUUUUCUACAAAUUUAAAUCAGAUGAUUCUAUACACUGUUGAAUAACAUUGUAAAGGUGUAACAGAUGCUGUAUAUCAUAUCAUGUUUUCUGAAGUUGUAAAGCUUUACUGUAUGAUCUGUUGAAGUAGUGGUUAUUCAUUUGACAUAUUGGUUGUAAUGGAAGCCCGAACAGCAGCACUGGUCACCAUAUUCAGGAAGAAAAAAACAAAAAAAAGAAAGAAAGAAAAACCUCAGAUGUUUUUUGUAAUACUUUUAGAAUAUAUCUUAUGAAGUGGGUUUUUGUACGGAAACACUUUCCGAAUCAGUGGUGCUGUAUGCAUAGCACACUCAGUAAUACAUACACACAUAAUACAGCACAAUACACUCAUCCUUUAAACUCCCCCCAUCCCCUCCUCUCACUUUUACUCGCGUGCUUUUUUUGUGUGUUCUUUCCGCUCACCUCUCACAUUGGCUCCUGCUAAUUUUUAAGUCUUAAACCAUUUCCUCUUCAUGCUUAUCCAUACACUUGUAACACCCAGAGAUGGACUCUGGAUCAAUAAAACAUUUCAGCAAAUGCUCGCAAGACUUAAAAAGGAAAAAAAAAAAAAGAGGAAGCAAAAAGCCAAAUAGUGAAAUAGUUCUCCA
Notolabrus celidotus (New Zealand spotty) is the source of this 9108-nucleotide messenger RNA. RefSeq names its product cut-like homeobox 1b (gene cux1b). NCBI's taxonomy places the organism in Eukaryota, Metazoa, Chordata, Actinopteri, Labriformes, Labridae. Gene Ontology annotation, biological process: regulation of DNA-templated transcription. The record is from RefSeq and is a predicted model, not a curated record. Gene Ontology annotation, molecular function: DNA binding; DNA-binding transcription factor activity, RNA polymerase II-specific.